AUGAGUAUGAGCGCGGGGUUUGAGAGUUCGAGGGCCGGCUAUAAAGCGUUUGCUUUACUGUCGCGUUGCAGCAAAAAUUAGGUUUUCUGGAACAUCAGAUGGCCGUGGGCGAGUUUGAGGAGUUCUUGCGAAAUUUUGCUGGUUUUACGGCCUUGUUUUUGAGCGUCAUGAAACGCGUCACAUGAAGCUUUAGAGGCAUCAUUUUGAGGGGAUUACUUGUAAAAAUGAGGUUUUUCGACUAACAGGGGAAGUACUUCAAGUGUGACGCUCAGAUUUUCUUUAAAUUUUGCACACACAUCGGGUAUGGACUAAAUAUCAAUUCCUGAAAGUUUUAGCUCGCGCUUUGCGGGCGCCGCCGAGAUAUUGAACGAUUUUUGCCGCCGAGAGAGCACGCUCAACGUGGAGAGCGGUCAGAGAGAAAACCGCUUUUUGGCCAUAACUUUGGCAGUUUCGUGCGGAAAAAUUUGAUUUUUUGUAGAAACAUUAUUCUUUACGGUUGAAAUAGGCAUGAAACUUUUCGUGCCGAAAUUCGGCAAAAAGUCCCAAAUUUUCGCCGACUUUCGAUCUAAAAAUCUCGGUUGUUUCUGCAAAGCGCGAGCUAGGAUUCCCGCAUAUAUCUUAGAAAAAAUUAUUCUAAAUUUGUGCCAAGUUUCAUCAAAAUCUGAGCGUCACACUUCAAGUACUUCCCUUGUAAGUUCUUUUUCCAACCGGAGUUUUUUGCCUUGAAGGGCCAUUGGAGUGCAAAAAAUAUUGUUUUCGCCGAAAUAUGUGAUUUUCUUAAAUUUGACGGAAUGUCACAAAAAUUAUUGGAAAUUUUAUUUUUCACAUUUCGCAGAAACUAAAGAAAAAUCUUGAAUUUUUAACUUCUACAUUUACUAUAUAGACACCAAAAAACAAGAACUACAUUUUGCUUCUAUUCGAUGGUGACAUUUUAUACGAAAAAUUUUUAUUUUUAUUCUCCAACGUUUCCUGCAAAAAAAAAUUAAGUUUUCCGAAACCUUACUAAAAAUUGUAUAGAUUCCACUUCCAUAAAUAUAAUUCCAUCUAGGGAAUAUCACAAAUCCGCGGAUAUUUUCCGUAAAAUCCCCCAAAACAGCGUUUUUUCGGCCGUUUAAUCUUAUUUUCCACCCCCUUUUUUGCGGCUCGUCCCAUUUGGUUUCUUCCUUCUGGUCUAGGCCUAAUUUUAGCUCAUUAUUUCCGACAAACUGCAUCCAAAAACUUCGACAUUCUUUUAUUUAUUUGUUGUUUUCGACGGGAAAUUGCGAAAAAGCGGCUUUAGAUACUUUUGCGAAGCAGUUAAUGGCGCUGUUUACCGACCAGAGGGUUGUAAUUAAAAUUCUAUCAAUUAUUUAUUACUCUUUUCGAUCCAAGUUGGACGAAAAUUGCCGAAAAACACUGAAUUAGGGCUUUUUCAGUAGUUUUCAGGGCUAAAUUUUAUACUGCGGCCUUUCAAAUUUAACAGUGUUGUAGCCGAAUACCAAUUUUUGUUUUUUAGACCUAAUUAUAGCGCAAUACCAUAGUAUUUUGACCCUUUUUUGUCAUGAGAUUUUCUCAUUUUUCAGCCAAGAUAAUAAUGACCUCAUUACUUAUGAGAAUAUGUUGCCAUUUUUGGCCUAAUGGAACCGUUCAUUAGGCAAAUAGAAAAAAUAUUUUUUGUUGUGUCCAAAAAGGUUGUUUUGGAAGAUGAAAAAAAAUUUGCAAAUUAUACGAAAAGCAGAUACGAAUCCAUGGAAAAAUUUUUAAAAAAUUAAAAUGUGACGUCAUCUAACACAAUUUUUUGAUAUUUUUUUAUUGCUUUUGGAUCUAACAAGAGAAGUACUCCAAGUGUGACGCUCAGAUUUCCCUUAAAUUUUGCACACCCGUCGGGUUUGGACUAAAUAUCAAUUCCUGAAAGUUUUAGCUCGCGCUUUCCAAGCGCCACCGAGAUAUUGAACCAUCUUUACCACCGAGAGAGUACGCUCAACGCAGAGAGCGGUCAGAAAGAAAAACACUUUUUGGUCAUAACUUUGCCAGUUUCGUGCGGAAAAAAGUGAUUUUUUGUGGAAACAUUACCCUCUAUGGUAUAAAUAGGCAUCAAACUUUUCGAGCCGAAAUUCGGUAAAAAAUUCCUAAAUUUUCGUCGACUUUCGAUCUAAAAAUCUCUGUUGUUUCUGCAAAACGCGAGCUAGGAUUCCAGCAUAUAUCUUACAAGGAAAGUACUUCUAUGGGGUGUGGAAUUACCGGUCGAGAUAUAUAUCAAAAAAUUCGCAAAAAUUUUCUGAUUCAGAAUAUAUAUAAAUUAGCUGCCUAAUUUUGGUCUGAUGACACGUUUUUGUCCUCAGAAGUUUUCUCGCGACACCAUGCAAGUGUCUUUUUGACCGUGUUUUUAACAAUAAAAAAAUUUUGUUUUGUGCUAAACUAAAUUCUGAGGCCUUGACAAGCCUUAAAAUAUCAAAUUGGAUUACAACUACACCUUAAAAGUAGUUCCAAUGUAAAAAAUGGGUUCUAGUGUGGCAAAAAGAAUCGAACCCGUUUCCCUCGGAUUUCCAAGCCAGCGCUCUAACCACUCGGCCACACCGCUCUCUUCCGAAGGAAGAGACCGGGCGCGCUUUUGUUGCCGCAGAUUUUUUUCCUCGAGAAAAACAUUUAUUGAAAAAACUCGCUGAUAGACCAAAAUUAGGCAGCUAAUUUAUAUAUAUUCUGAAUCAGAAAAUUUUUGCGAAUUUUUUGAUAUAUAUCUCGACCGGUAAUUCCACACCCCAUAGAAGUACUUUCCUUGUUAGAAAAAAUUAUUCUAAAUUUGUGUCAAGUUUCAUCAAAAUCUGAGCGUCACACUUGGAGUACUUCCCCUGUAAGUCGAAUUUUUUUUAAUGACUUUUAUUUUUUUAAUGAUUUUUUUGUCGUAAAAAUAUUAAAAAUCUUAAAAAGUUUAGUGAAAUUAAUUUUUCCCAUUUCCUCUCUUCUCCGCCCAAUUUUUUCAUUUUCCUAAAAAGGUUUGGAGUGGCCAUGAGAAUUAUGAUUUUCGAGCGUUUUUCCGUUGCUUUGUUUGUUUUGGUCACUUUCCCUGAGAUUUGUUUUUUCUCCGCACCCAAAGGUCACGCUUUAUAAAAAUCCCCCUCUUUGUCCUCGCAUUCACGCUUUUAUAAGUUCGAAUUGGUGAUUUUUGUGAGGGAUUUUAUCUUGAUUAAAAAAAUGGAAAAAAAUUUUUUUUGGCUUUUUCAAUUUUGAGAUUUUUUGAUUUUUCGUAUAAAAUGUCGCAGAAUGGAGCUUGAUUUUUUUAAUUUUUUUUGGCUUUUUUAUAUUUUAUUAAGAUUUUUUGAUUUUUUGGUAUAAUUUUUUUGUGAAUUUUAAUGAAAUUUAAGUCAAUUUUUAUAUCUCAUUUUUACAUUUUUUUCGAUUUUUGUCACCAUUAAAGGCAAAUUUUUUCAAUUUUUUGUCCUUCCGAAAUUUCCAUAUUUUACAUUACUUUUAAAAAAAAAUAAUUUUUCCACUUUUUCACUUUUUCAUUUUUAUUUAUCGUGUUGAAAUGUGCGCAAACAUGAACCCAAACAAAGCCUAAUCCCUGUUCUCUUCGCAGCCGUAUUGGCGGGUUUGGGCUCAUCGUCAAUUGCCAAUCCCUUCUUUGAAGGGCCCUUGGCCGAGGUCGCCGCUCUCUCCAAUCCGGCGGCCUCACCGAGGAUUCAGAAUUCACGUUCCCGACUCGACUCCGCCACCAGCAGUUGCUACAUGGCCUUCAAUGAGUUGGCGUUGAGGCCGGACGAGUAAGUGAAAAAAAAUAAUUUUUUUUGGGAUUUUUUGAAUUUUCAGGGAGCUUAAUUAAUUUUUUUUAAAUUUUUUAACUUUUGAAAAGCCCCAAAAAAUAAUCCAGCAACCUCAAAGUCCACGUAUUUUACUCUAAACUGUCUGAAAAUUUGCUUAUCCAAAGAAAGUAAGAAACAAAUUACCUCGGAACCGGAUGUUCGAGGAAACUUUUUAUUUUUGGCCGUUUUUCGAUGAAGAGGGAUGGGUUCCGCGAAUCAAUCGCAAAAUUGCAACAUUUUCUAGAAGGUUCUAGAGCCUCAAAGAAGGAAACUUGCGGUGGAGCAGAUAUAGGGACCGUCCUAAAAUUUGAUAUUUGAUUUUUUCAUUGUUUUUGAUUAAUCGGCAUACUGGAGACGCUAUGAUUUUGAUGAAGCUGGGGCAUAGAUUUGGACAAAAAAUUAUUUUUUUAUUGUCUGGCAUCUGUCAGGUUUUCAGGUCGCGGUUUUCAAAAAUAAGCGAUUUUUUUGCUGAAAAAAGCGAUGGCUUUAUAAAAAAUAAAAAAAUUGAAGUGCAAGAAUGACAGAGAUAUAGCCAAAAAAGGGUUAUUCGUCUCGGGACUCCCCGCAUUUCACAUACCUUCUAUCCCACAAAGAUCUUGGAAUUUCUAUGCGACAUUUACGCAGCUCGAGCUAAACCUUUUAGGCACUGAUUUGCAGCCAUUGCAGAACUAGUACGGCAAAAAAUCUUACAGGGGAAGUACUCCAAGUGCGACGCUCGGAUUUUGAUGAAACUUGGAACAAAUUUAGACCAAUUUUUUCUAACAUAUAUGCGAGAGUCCUAUCUCGCGCUUUGCAGAAACAACCGAGAUUUUUGGUUCGAAAGUCGGCGAAAAUUUAAGACUUUUUGCCGAAUUUCGGCACAAAAAGUUUCAUGCCUGUUUCUGCCGUAAAGGAUAAUGUUUCUACAAAAAAUCAAAUUUUUCCGCGCGAAACUGCCAAAGUUAUGGCCAAAAAGCGUUUUUCUCUCUGACAGCUCUCCACGCUUAGCUCUCGGCGGCAAAAAUCGUUCGAUAUCUCGGCGACGCCCGCAAAGCGCGAGCUAAAACUUUCAGGAAUUUAUAUUUAAUCCAUACCCGACGUGUGUGCAAAAUUUAAAGAAAAUCUGAGCGUCGCACUUGGAGUACUUCCCCUGUUAGGAAAAUUUGAGCAUUGCACUUCGAAUCCACGUAAAUUUUUUUUGUGUUUUCUGCAGUAUUCUUGACUGUUUUUUCCUAAUCCAUGAACGUCUAUUUCCCUCGUUCUCUGCAAACACCCGCUAACCCGGGCCCAAAACUAUGUCAUAACUCAAAAAUAUUCGGUUGUAGUCAUGUUGUUCCCCCCUCCCUCCCCUUUUCCCCCAACGCGCAUUCCUCUUGCCCGGAGGGCAAAGAACAUUUAGGGGUAGAUCCCGAAAUCGUUUUUAUAAAAGAGCCGAAAUUGGGCCAAGGAUUUUUUUUGUGUGCUGGGAAGAGUCGCUUUGGGUUUGGGUAAGACGGGAUUUUUAUGGAGUGAGCGCCGGAUUUCAAGAUUUAGGCCGUUUUUUGGGAGGGGAUUCGAAAGAUUCAAGAGUUUAGUUUCUUCCGAAAGUCUGUGUUGUAUAUUUAGAUAAAAAUAAGUUCAGAAAAAAAGUUGUGGGAUUGAAAAUCUGUUUUUAAAAUACGUUCUUUCCCCCUAACGAUGAUUUUAUAAUUUGUUUGGUAAAACAGCAAAUUUUUUUGUAAUUUUUGAAAAUUUUGUGGCCGACCUAGGCCAAUUUCCAAUUCCUGAAAAUUUUAGCUUACAAUUUAAAGCACGUCUGAUACAUUCAACGACAUUUGCUGAAAAAAAGACUGCAGAAAAUGAGGAGUGACGGUUAGAAAAAAAAGUUAUUUUUACGGUAUUUUUUUCUGAAUUUUGAGCAGAAACGUUGCAGUCUAACCACAUCUAACCUCUAUAUCGCAAAAAAUCGCCAAGAAACCCAAAAAAAUUUAUUUGUGACGGAAGGGUUUCGUUAUUUUGAGGUUAUUUUGGCCUAAAGUCGACUCUCCGCAACUCAGAAUGUGUUGUAGAGAGGCUUCGUUGUACCGAGGUAGCUUUUAAUAACUUGAUAGGAGGACAUUUUCAAGCCAAAAAAGUCAUUUUUUAAUACAGUUUUCGAUCGCAAAAGUCAUCGUAGUUCCAAAAAGUAACUUGAUUUUUGUAAAACAAUAAUUAGAUUUUAAAAUACGCCAUUUUUCCUGCGUCUUUUUAGGCCAUUUUUCUUGGCAUUUCAGCUCUAUUUGUUCUUCUAUGUGCGUUCAAAACAUCCGUUGGAUUUGAACCGCCAAAAGUUCUGGCAAGUGUAAAGAAAAUUCCCAGAAGAAUAGAGGAUAUUUUUUUAUCAGAUCAUAGCAUAUAAACAUUAUAAAGGAAGAGAGUGUAUAUGUAAAGAACGCUCUAUUUUUUGGCCGCGAGAUAAAUAUAUAUUGGGAAUGGAAACAAUUUUUUCAACAUUUUUUCUUUUACUGCUGUUGUAAAGCCGGGAUUUUGAUCAAAAUUAGGGCAGAAGAAGAUUUUUUCGGGCUGACACUCCUAAUUUUAUAUGCUCUCUCGGAGAAAAAACGAAAUAUCUUGCCUGCGGGUAGAGAUUUCGAACUAAAAUUUCUAAUUGUUCAUAAAUACCCUUUGAACAGAACUUUGGCCAAGUUUAAAAAGAAAUCUCAGACUCUUGCCUCUGGCAAUUUUCAUUUUUAAAAUUUUUUCCCCUCAAAAUCAAACUUAUCAUAUUCAUUUAGCCGUUUAACCCGCUCGGAAUACCAACCGAAGAUGAAAGAGACCCCCAAGUUUAAUUACGACAUGGCAUUUGAUCUCAAAGCUCUACAAAAUGCCCUAAAAUCAACCAGUUUUCUACAAGACUCCGGAUAUCGAAGUCAAUCCGAAAGUUCGCAAAAACCAUCAAUGACGGCGAGUUGCCAGCUGUACGGAACUGGUUGGAUGAUGGCUGAAGAUAUCAGUGACGACGACAGCGAAGACGAGAAUUGGGGUAGGUGGAAAUUUUAUGAGAAUUUUAUGUUUUUAUCAAAUUUGAAUUUCUCAAAAGGAAGUGGGUUUUGGUGAAAUUUAACAAAAGUUACGGUUAAAACUUUCUGACGCCUUGAGGAGAUUAUAUUUUAAGGUAUGAAACUAUCUAAAAUUCAAGAUAUUAUUGAGAUUUUUCAUGCAUAAAGCUGUCUUUGGGGCUAAAUUUCCAACUGAAGCCAUACGAUUGCUGACAAAUUUUUUUGCGGCAUUUUUCAUAGAAAACUACAGUAAUUUUUUUCGUAUAAUGCUACAAAAUUUUCUGUCAAAAAAUAAACUAUAUUUGUAAACAAUAUAUAAAUUCAAUUUUAUCCCGCGCCUACGCCGAGACUUGUCAAAACUUUUGGGAUUCAAAAAAAAAUGCUUUGCCUUUGCUUAGCCAGUAACAUUUUGACACAUUGUUUUGAUGAUCCAUCAUUCAUGAGACUGUUAUUGUCUAUGUAAAAUCUCCGAUUUUAUGGGUUGUCGGAAAGAGAAAGCCGGGAAAACUGCUUGGGUGUUUCGAAAAAGUGGAAAGUAGCCAUAAGGAAGUGAUCAAGGAGCACAUAUCGCAACAAAAAAUGAAAAGUUUGUGUUGUUAUGUUAGAGGCUAGGCCAAAAGUUUCAAAGUUAAUUUUUGAUGAAGAUUGGCGCAAAUUCAAGCAAGUUCUUUUGGUCGAAAAAUACAAAAAUUAUUUUUUUUUCAAAUUUUAAAAUGGAAUGUAUUGAAACUCUACUUUAGUGAGAGGCAAAACUUUUCCGUUACAAUUCAAUUUUUCCCAGCAAAAGUGACAAAGCUAAGACCUAAAAAUACUUUUUCUCUGACUGUCUCUCCUCAUUUUUAAUAGUCUCUCGCUCAAGAAAUUGGUGAAUAUCUCCGCUGUUCGCCGAAAACACGGGCUAAAAUUUACAACACAGUUGCCUUGACCAAUAACGAUUUUUUGGCGCAGGUGACAUCUUAUACGACGAAACAUGUUUUUUAGCUUUUGUUAAUUGCAUAACUUAAAAAAGUGGAGAAAUUUGAGUGAUUUCCAACCAUAUUCUCUUGUCUUUACAGUCUUUAACCUCUCUCUUCAACAAGCACAGUUAAACUUCGCUUUGAAAAACAACACGAAUUCCUGUGGGAGGCAUUCGUCGCGGACCGGAAACCGCCGUACUACCCGUGAGAAUAUUGGUCUCUGAUUUACGAAGACGCAUCGGCCGUCAAGAUGAACGUGAAGAUUGUCUCGAAAACGUGUCAAAGCCUAUGCAGACAGAAAAAUAUGAAUAGAUGGGUAGCCAGUUGAUAGAAUGUCCUUUCGAUGGAAAAAAGCGCGGAUUGAAAUGUCUGAGAGUGGCGUAAAUAAACAAGUUUUUCGGAGCAGUUCUUGGAAGUAAAAAUUUUGAAUAGACAUUCAAAAACAAAACUAUCAACUUUGGACAUUGUAUCGAAACAAAAAUUGCGAUUAAAAACAUGUUUCAUCGUAUAAGAUGUCACCAAAAAAUGAUGUGGCUAAAGUUGAGUUUUUGAGAAGCUUUAGCUAAGGAAUGGAAUUUACAGCCUGCUUUCCUUUGGCAGCCCUCAAAAUUCAACAAUUUUUAAGAGCGAGAGACUAUGGAAAAUGAAGAGAGACGGUUAGAGAAAGUAUUUUUAGGCCAUAUAUCCGCCAGUUUUAAUCGGAAAGAAUUGAUUUUUCGUAGCAAAAUUUUACUUCUCACGUUGAGUAGAAUGCUAAUUUUUCAGCUUGAAAAUAACAGAAAAAAGCCUAAAUUUUUCGCUUUCUAUAGGAAAAAAUUCAAAUAAAUAUCUCAAAAAUUCACCAGAAAAUUUAAAUAAUAAUUUGCCAUACCUUUCAAAAAAUCCUAACCAAAAAUAUUUUCCGUUUUUUCUCCACCAAUUUUCCGCUCACGUCAAAAGAAAAACUAUAUGAAAAAUAAUUCAUCAUAAUUUGGAAGGCGGCUGAAUAAACAUACGAAUUAAGUGGGGAAUUGAGAAAGAGACAGAGGGAUCAGGUUUGAAACUGAAGUCACAUAUGGAAGGGAUUUUUAUUCAUUUGAGAUUUGGAUUUAUUCGAUUUUUAGAGGAGUGGGGAAAGGUUCUUGUGAAAAGUGGGACUUCUAUGAAGAUAUUGGUUUUUUCAGGGGAAUUUUUAUAUUUUAUAGAUGCCGGAAGAUGUUGAUGAGAAUUCUGACAAGUAAAAAUAAAGGUUUUCUUGGGCGUACUUGAGAUUUUUGACGUGCAAAUUGUCAAAAUUAGCAAGACUUUUUGGCUAAAAAAUUUAAAAAAUCGAGAUUUUUACAAUUUUUUAACUAAAAAAAUGUUGUUGUUGUUCAUGUAUGGAAUGCAAUGCUUAUACAAGAAAUGUCUUGCGGAUCCUCUAAAUAAGUCUAAAAAUUUUUUCUGGUCGUUUCUCCUCGUUUUCCAUGAUCUCUUUUUGCGAAUUUUGUUGAAUUCUUCUUGCUGCCCUUGCAAGCAAAAGCAAAAAUUUUAUGGGACUAAUCAGUGCCGUAUUAGCUUAUUUUGUGACUUAUGACUGCCCACGUAAAAUUUACAGUAAAGGAAGGCCUUGCUUUUCUAGAUAUUCAAAUUCCAAUUUUCCCAAAUUUCCAACUUAAGCCAUCCCCUCACCUCGACUCUCUCCAUCAAUCCUAGGACACAUUGUUUGUUCAUCUUUAGUCACCACGGCGUGAGAAAAGGUUCUGUAUCCCUUUCAUGGACACAUCCCAGUUUCCCGCGAAGGAGUUUAUUUUGUUUUGGGAUUAGGCAGUAAGGUAGGGAGAGGGGAGCUCGAAUCGAAGGAGUGCGUGGGGAGACAGUAAUGUUUUCGCUGAAAAACGGAAUGACCAGCACAGUAUUGGUCAUCAGGCUGGGGUUAACUUUUUAUGGGAAGAGAUGGGGAGGCUGGUAGUGGCGUUUUUUUAGUCUAAAAGUUGGUAUAAUCGACCUUAAAAAUGGUAGGGGGAAACCAUUAGUCAAAACUGGGCAAAGGAAAGAGUUUUGGGUAAUAACGCUUUUGGAGGUAACGUGCAUACACUGUAAUUGAUACUGUUCUGAAGCUGAGAGCACAGUGCUUCUAGUGGUAAUGUCAAUGCUUGCCAUUUGUGUUAUCUACUGGUCGAUUUAUGCCUUUCUUUUAACUGAGGCCAAUUUUGAUGUCAUUUGGAAAAUAUGGUCAAUAUACUUUUAAGGCGCAUUCAAAAAAAUAUCAUGAUGGUUCAAUGAAGAGCUUAUUCAUCCUUUUCUCAACAGCGGCAUUCAAAUUUAGUUCCACUUUAACAAAUUGCGCGUUAAGCCCUUUCCCAGGAUACGAAAUUUAAUAAUAAUUUUAAUCGCGCACGCUUAAAUACAUAAUAGCCCCCGUUAACCGGAAAAGAAAGCGAAACGAAAUGUUUUCCGAGCGUCCACGCGGUAAAACAAUUUUCCUUUUGGUAUUUUUCAUCGGAAAUUUGUAUGCAUAACCAAUGUUUUGAAGGUUUCAUUUCGUUUGAGGUAUGACAAUUAUGAUUUAUUGAUUGGAAAUGCAUUUUGGGAUUUUUUUAAAUUUUUGGAAUUUUGAGAUUUUAUGGGAUUUUUUGAAAUUUUAUCGGGUAAAACAUAAAGCUCUGCUUUAUAAAAGGUCUCUGUAGGGGUGGUUAUUGUUUUUACAACGUAUUUUAAACAUAUUUUUGCCUUAUCAAUCUAAAAUACGAUUUUUUCAAAUUUUGGAAUUUUUUGGAAUUUCACAAAAUUAAAAAAAUAAAUAAAAUUUUAAGUCGUAAAAUACGUAGUAAACGAAAACUACAAUUUUUUUGUAUAUUAUGUUGCCUUUAAAAUUCGUAAAAGCCCUUGUAACGCUUAAAAUUCGUACUGUUCCCUUAUAAAAUUCGAAAAAUAAGGCAUUUCUUUUAUUUCCCUCCCGUAAAACUAUGGAAACCAAAACCUCCCGUCAUUUCCCCUUUUCCUUACACCUACGGCUUUUACUAUUUCCGAAAUCGCUUUUACAGUUCGAAGAUUUCGCUUGAGGCAUCACGUUUUCCGGCUGUAUUUGCAUAUGCGACCUGGAUAUCCGCCCACCAUGGCAACCGAUCGAAUAUCCCAUUCCGGGCGCGGAGAGGGAGGGAGGGAUGUUUGGCACCGCGUUGACCUCGGUUUCCAACCAGGUUGCUCGCUUCGGUCCUUUUAUUGUUCUGCACGUUUCUGUAAGACAAGGUCGUUUUUGUGGCCCGGGUCGAGGGUGUUUAAUUUGAAGUGGGAAAAGAUUUGUUUUUAAGGGGAGUUUUGGAUUUUUUAGGGGUUUAUAUAGGGUGUAAGGUAGGUCUCUAAGAUGGGAAUUAUGGAAGAAACAAAAAGUUGUUGGCUAUAGAGAGGUUUUGUUUUAUACAAUGAAGGCCAGAUAGGCCUAAAAGACUUAUUUUGAUAAAAAAUUGGAAAGUAAUCGUUUAAAAUUUUCUUAAUUCCGCAAAUGGCAUUUUUUUUUAAGUUGGUCAUCUUUGAAGCUUUAUAAAAACCACCAUGUUAAGCCUGACCACAUAUAGCAUACACUAAUAGAUAGCGUUUGCAACGUACUUUCAAGUGAUAUUAACAGUAGUACCAAAAGUUUAAUUCUAUCUGUAAAAAAUGCACAACUAAAAAAACGGCACGGUCAUACUUCUACGCCUAUCAAUAUCAUCUUUUUUGAUCCGUAAGGCCUUGUUUUAUCACUUUAGGACUUUUAUUUUCUAUUCUACAUCUAUAAAGUUCUGUUUUGGUCCAAAAUUUCAGUCAUCUCUCUGCAUAACAGCUUGCAAAAAUUCAAAAUUUUGUUCGAAAUAUUAGCACAGAGGUCCUUUCGGCCUAAAAUUACCUCUUCAGACCUUUGAAAUUGUAUGUUAUAGGGAGAUUUCGUAGUAGUGAAGUUCGAUACUCAAGGUAUCAAUGUCAAAUUUUACAUUAUUCUUUCGAUUUCGGAUUCAGCGUCUGAUCGUCUUACAAGGGUUUUCCGUCAUAAAGCGGCGAAAAUCGGGCGAUUAACCUCAUCGUAAUUUCCGCCUUUUGUAAUGGCACUUUCCUCUCUUCUUCUUCGCAGUUUGUGACACAAAUUUUCUCGAGCGGUGAAACUUUUCAUGGGAUUUGGAUGAACCGUUCUCGGGUCUUCUCCAACUCCAGUUGCGAGUUUUGUUUUUUCAAAAUUUAAAAAUUUUUGAGAGGUUUACUCUGAACUUUAAGGUUGCAAACUUCUAUGUGAUAAAGUUUUUUGGGGUCAAAAGGGGGUUUUCGCUCAAAAAGGUGUGUUAAAAAGGUCGUCCUUUAUGGUAAAAUACGCUGUACGAAAUUUUCUUCAAUUUUUAUACGUUUGAUCUAUCUAUGCCAUAUUUCAAGGCCAGAAAACUUUAGUUAGCUCUUUGAAAAAUAAGUCGAGAUAUUCAACAACCUUAGUAGACAAGAGACCACUGAUAGAAAAGAGUCGGCCAGAAAAAUGAUUUUUCGGCUAUGGCUAUUUGCUUUUUGGCAGAAAUGAAGACUUCUAGUGGCAAAAUUAUAUUCCACGCUUGCAACAGAAUGCCAAUAUGUUACAAAAAAUCUAAAAAAAUGCCGCAUUUUCGCAGUCCUUUGGGCUAAAAAUAUCGUUUAUUUCUGCGAAUAAAAAUCUCAUUCUUGCCUUGGACCUUGAUCUAAAUUUUUAUUCGAUUUGGCCAACAAAAAAAAAUUAUUUUUGUUUUUCAUUCUUGAUCUCACCAAAAAAUGUACAUUUUACUCUUUUAUAUACGUUAUACAGGUUUCCCAAAACACUUUUCAAAUAUUUUCCUCUCCAUUGUUUACCGUCAAUCCAACGACAAUAUCAAUAUCAAGCUCAAUUUUGCCUCCCAUCUACCGUCAAUCCACCACAACAACAUCAAUACAAAGCUCGGCGUUGCUCUCCAUUUCAAAGCCUUCCAAAAAAAUUUUCUCAACGCCAAAAAAUUCCAACGUCAGGAAUAUGUUUUCUAAUCCACUCAGUCUAUGCGACAAGUCCGUAUUUUGCGUAACGCCAAGCUCUUACUGACCAAUUCGGAGAGUUAUUGCAAGCGCGGCUUUCCGAGCCAGUCAUCCGCAAACUUUUUUUUCUGGAUCGAGAUUUCGGUUGAAUUGAAUUAAAAAAAAGAGAGAUUUCAACGAUUUUGUAAUGUUUUGCAAACUUUUUUACUUUCAAAAAAGGGUGAUGAGAGGGUAAAAAGAAAAGGAAAAUCUUUCCAGGCUGAUGCGUUUGGUUGUUUUUUUGAAAUUCACAAAUUUUACGGGCUAAAGACGUUCUUUCAGAAUUCGAAAAAAACAUCUUGCUUGAGGGGAUUUGGAGGCUUUGAAGUUUAGAAAAUACAAUUAAGAGAUUUUUAAUUUUUUGAUGACUAAAAUUCAAAAUUUUAGUGUCUUAAUUAUUUUACAAAAGAUAGUAAAUGCCUCGGGUUUCCUUAAAUAUUUUUCGGAAUCCUCCUUCUCUAAUUUAAUUUUCCUGAAAAGCCUAAUUUUCUUGGAGAACGGCCAGAUUUGUCUCAACAAUUUUCUGAACGGGUCUUUUCUGGUUUAGGAUGCUGGCCUUGGUUAUUUAGGAUAGACAAGGUUAAGAUUUUACAGGGGAAGUACUCCAAGUGCGACGCUCAGAUUUUGAUGAAACUUGGCACAAGUUUAGAGUAAUUUUUUCUAAGAUAUAUGCGAGAAUCCUAGCUCGCGCUUUGCAGAAACAACCGAGAUUUUUAGAUCGAAAGUCGGCGAAAAUUUAGGACUUUUUGCCAAAUUUCGGCACGAAAAGUUUCAUGCCUAUUUUUACCAUAAAGGAUAAUGUUUCAACAAAAAAAAAUAAUUUUUUUACCGCGCGAAACUGCCAAGGUUGGCCAAAAAGCGCUUUUCUCUCUGACCGCUCUCCACGUUUAGCGUGCUCUCUCGGCGGCAAAAAUCGUUCGAUAUCUCGGCGGCGCCCGCAACGCGCGAGCUAAAACUUUCAGGAAUUGAUAUUUAGUCCAACCCGACGUGUGUGCAAAAAUUAAAGAAAAUCGCACUUGGAGUACUUCCUCUGUUUGGUUAAAUUUAUAAUCGGUCGUUAUUAAAAAGGACGUUACGACUAAGUCAUCAUAAUUGUGGGUAUUAUUUGAACAUGGAGAUUUAUUAACAUUUUAUAAAAGCUGAAUAGAGCCAAUCUUGUCAAAAAAAGAAGAAUCAACCGUAUUUUACCUUCGAAUUUUUUACUGGUCAAGCCAAAAAGAAUUUAGGCUUUACACUUUAGGUUUUUACCGAUUUUUUUCUGACGAAGGACUAUAGAAAUUGUCUGGCGACGAGUAGCAUGAAAUUUAUGUCGACUGCGUCUAUGAAGAUCCUAAGUAAAAAAAAAAUUUUUUUCUAGAAUUUUCUACUGCAGACGGCUUUUGAAAAACACAGGCAAAAAAUCUCGGUCAUGCCUUAGAAAAUUCUAGCCUUAAUUUCUGCCAAGCCCUUGCAAAAUUUGAACGCCACCCAUUUUCAAUCUCCUCUGUUUUUCCAAUCAUAAUUUUUCUCGACCUUUCAACCCAUCUCUUUGUCCCUCAUUCCUAUAAAAAUCAGUAAAAACCCUUUUGUCCCUAAAAAAUUAUGAUUUUCCAGCAACCUUAAUUAGGAUACAAAUGUCUGUAAAACCAUUCUUUCCUCUUUUUACUUUCCAAUUACGUAAAGUAGGAUAAUAUUACUCCUCUGAAGAGGUGGUUUUCACUUCGAUUUCAACGUUUCUUAAACAAACAUUGGCGCUCUAUUACAUGAUAUUUGCUGUUUGCUAAUAACCAGUACAUGAUUUUUUAUUGUUUUUUUAUUUUAAUUUUUUUACGGGCUACUGUAAUUUUUUCACAACUCAAAAAAAAAAGAAAAAUACUUUGUAGUGCAAAUCUGGCCCCGCUGAGUCCUCAUGAAGAUGCAUAUAAAAAUCUGGAAAGUAAAAUGACCACUAUAGAUUUGAUUGACUCCAUUGAAGUCAAGCUCAAUUUUGAAGCCGAAAUUGAUGCGAAAAACGAGGAAUUCGAGCUGAAAGAGAUCAACAGUGCUGAUGAAUUGGAUAUCCCUGGUAUAAAAAUCAAAAAAAGACGCUGGAAUUUUUUUGAAUAUGCAAAUUUCUUACUAUAUAAAAUUAUUUUUUAAAAAAUUUAUAAAAAAAAAUGAAAUUCAAAAAAUAAAAAAAAUCAAACGACAUUUAAUUUUUAUCAUUUUAAAAAUAUUUUUUUUUUCAGAUGGCUAUAUGGAAGUUGCAAAUCAGCGAAUCAAAGUCCGUGAUCUCAGUCAAAUCCUGGUCUCCAGAUUUGCUUUUAUUUCUGGCCUACGGACAAAUGAGGGGAAUCCGAUUCUCACUUUCCCUGAUUCCAGAUCUCAGCUCACUUUUGAGGAAUAUCAAAUAUUGUUGGCUUAUCUUUUCCAGGUCCCUCCGUAAGUUUAAAAUUUAUUUUUUUUUCUAUUUUGAAACAGAAUUUUAAAAAUUUUGUUUAAUUUUAAAAAAAAGUGUAUAUUUUUUUCAAUUUAAAUUUUUUUUGGCUUUGGAAAAUUUAAGAUAAGAAAUAUCUUUAAAAUUUUUUAAAAAUUAAAAAAAAUAUUUUUUUUAAACAAGUUUAUAAAUUAAAAAAAAAAUAUUUUAUUUUUUUUCAGUCUCGAUGACGAAGGCGAGAAGAAAAAUAAAAAAGGAUACGUCCUGAUUAUCGACCGACGAACCGACAAAUGGUCAGCAGUUCGAGUUCUCUUCAGCUAUCUCAUGGUAUGUUCAGUUUUUUUAAUUAUCAUUUUUUUCUUUCAUUAUAAUUUUUUUUAAUUUUCUAAAUUUUCAAAAAACUUUUAAUUAUCAUUUUUUUCUUUCAUUAUCAUUCUUUUAAGUUUUUAAAAAAUUUUCAAAAAAAAAAUCAUGUUUGCCUUUGCAAUUUAUCCGACGUAAUUUUUUUUCUUUCGUAUUUUUUCGAGAUUCUUGAGUGUCCACUUGACAGCCCAAAACUUCCGUAAAUUUUUCUGGAGGAAUAUAGAGCAGAUAUAUUCCAAAAAAAAAUUAAGUGGAUUUUACGACAAGCGGUCUAAUUUUUGAAGGGUCUUGAACCAUUUUUUAAAAUCUUUAUUAUUAUUUUUCUGACUAACCGUUUGGGGUGUUAUUGUAGGUAGAAAACAAUUUUUUGAACGGAGAUUUUAAUUGAAUUAAAAAUUUCGUAAAAGCAUUAUUAAAAAACGUAAUUUUUGGUGAAAAAGAGCGUAAAAUAAAUUUUUUUCCGCAUAUAGGAUAUAUAGGUGGUAGAAGGGAGCCAAAUUCAUAGAAAAUCAAAGCUUUUUGCCUUUGGCAAUUUACUAAUAAUCUCCAAAAAUGGCUUUAAAAUGGGUUCUUUCUAGAAAAUUUUUUUUUAUUUUGCUUUUACCAUUAUGUUACAUACUAAACGAACUUUAAAAUACGCCACAGUUUGCUGCUUUCUUUGCUUAUCUGUCAAGUUUUCCCCUAAAAAUCGUAAUUUCCCUUCUUUCUUUCCUUAAUUUUACCACAUCAAAGCUCCAAAGCCAAUUAAGCGUCAAAUAAGUUUAGACAAGAUGAGGCAAACCUCUUCCCGUCUCUUUUUGCAACUCGCCUCCUUUCGCGCAUUAAUUGCAUUAAAGUUCACUCGAGUAGAGACAAAAUUCCCCUAAGCAAAUAAAACAAUUUUAUGAGGGAAAUUUCAUCGACUUCUCUUGGGAUUUCGCGGGAUUUGUGAGGAUUCUUGUCAUAAUUUUUUAUUUUUUUAUUUAUUGCGCAAACACUUUAGAGAAGUGGCUUCUGAAUACCGAAUUGUUUUUCCGAGAUCUUAUCAGCGGUUUUUGUUCGAUUUCUCAUUAAACUUUGAGACGGAUCGUUGACGGAACGGCCUUGAAAACGUUGAGAACUUAAUGAAACGGUCAUUGGAAUUGGCAUAUGCCGGUUUUUUUUGGGGCGCAAAUUGGGAGAUGGGUUGAUUUUUUGAUGAUUUUUUUGUCAUGUCGGAAAAUAGAACCCCUAAAAAUACAAAAAUGUGAUUUUUGAUAAAGCUGGGAACAAAAAUACAUUAAAAUUCUUUGUGAAAUUUUUGCUGGAUUUUUAGCCUGUUGUGUGCAGAAAAAAUUGUGAUUUUUAUGGCGAAAAAGUUAAAAAAAAUAGUUAAAAAAAAUUUUUUAAUCAAGAAGAUCAUCAUUUUGUAUAUCAUCAGUGAAAUUUAUAGCCUACAAAUUUAUAAAGACAUUUUUUUGACCAUAGUCUUCGAAAUAUUAAAAAAUGAGCUUUCCCAAUUGCUUUUUUGAAUAAAAAAAAGAGUAAUUUUCUUUAUAUUUAUUUUUUUAUUUAUCGUAUUUUGAAAUCCUUCCCAUUCCUCAAACUCCAUUUUUUUUGCAAAAUUCCCGCCAAAAAUCGGAAACCCCAAAGUUUUUGGCGUUUUCGAAACAGAUGACUUUCUGUGGAUUUAUCGCAUUUUCGAAUAAAAAAAUUUAUGAAAAUUCCAUUGACAUUUGUCGCCCCCUCCCUUUAAGCGCAUUUGAGGGCAUUAGAAAAAAGCGAAAAAAUGAUUCCCCCGGAAGGACCGGUUUACAGUUUUUUUAUUUACUCAGUUUUCGAUGAGUGAGUUAACGAGGAUGAGGUCUGCGUGAAAAGUGAAAUAAGGGGAUUGUUUUACAAAAAAUGAAUGGGAUUUUUGGGGAUUUUAGGGGUAUUUUGGAUUGGUGGAAUAAAAAAAUAUUUUUUGUUUUUUUUUGAUUUUGAAAAAAUUGUAUUUUUGGUAAAACAUUGUAAAUUUGUUUUUUAUUGUAUUUGUGAGAUUUUUUGUGAAAAAAUUUUUGGUUUUUUGUUUACAUAAAAAAGAAAAAACUAUAAUUUUUGGUAUUUUUUUUUGGAAAAAUCCUAAAUUUUCAGAAAUAAAGGCUACAAAAAUUUUCUUUUUGGUAUUUUUUAAUUUUUAUUUUUUUAAAUUUUACAAAAACAAUAUUUUUAAAAUCUUUUUGGGCAAAAAUAAAAUUUCCAAAUUUUACGUUUUUUUCAUAAAUUUCAUUAAUUUUUUUAUUCGAUUUCCCUAAUUUUCUCACAAAAUCCCUCCUUUUGGACUCUCGACCUCCUCACUGUUCCAAAAACAGUUUCGGAACCGUUUUCUUUUUUUUUUGUAGGAACCAAGACUCCCAAAAAUAAAAGAAAUCUCAUCGAGAGCUUCUUGAGGAAACGAGCAAAUUCCCAGUGUUUCCGUAAAAUUCCGUAACAAAUUACUUGUGUGAAAAUCAUCAAAAACGAGAUUUCCUCUUGAGAUUUUUUUUUGGAUUUUGAAUGUCAGCAAACAUAUGGGUAGCAGUUGGAUUUGGAAUUUUCUUGAUGAUAUUUCAGAUAUUUUUAGGCGUCUUGAGGUGAAAGGUGUUCAAAAAGGUUGUUUGCAAAAGUUUAUCUAUUUUUUGGGUUGUUAGCGACAUCUUAUACGAUAAAUUGUGUGUUUGGAAAAAAAUUAUUUUUGAGUUUUUGUAAUUUUUUCUGAAAUUAUAAGCGUCUAUUAAAUUUACUGCCCUUUUUACUUACCUCUCCAAAAAAAAUUUGCCAAAAUUCCUCAAUAAUUUUAUUCAAAAAAAUAUUUUUUUUCUACUGUUUUGCCCUGUCCACAAGGAAAAGGAGCUUAGUUUCGCUAAUUGAAUAGCGCGGGUCCUUUGUUAUUUCGCUGGGUUCUAUUGUAAGUAAAAGCGUAAACCUUUGACUGGCCUGUGUGAAUGGACAUUGCGCGUGAGUUUGCGUUGGGAGAUGAGGGGAGAGAAAAGUCGAAAAAUUACCUUGUAAUUCCUUUGUUUUCCGGUUUAAUGAGGGUGCUGUCAUAAUUUUUUUGGGGUUUAAAAGUAAUGGUAAUAUAUUUUGAUAAAGCUUGUGAUGAAAUUAGAUCAAGAUUUUCGAAGAAAUACUAGCGAAUUUUAGGUCGAAAGUUGGCUAAAAUAAGACAUUUUUUGCGAAUUUUUUUAUAUAAACUUUCAUUUCUAUUCCCGCGGGCACCUUUUCCACAAAAAAAAUAACUUUUUUCUUCUCGAAAUUGGCAAAGAUAUGACCAAAACCCAUUAUUUUCUUUGGCUGCUCUCCGAAUUUUGCGCACUCUAUUGGCGGUAAAAAGUAGUUGAAUAUCUUGGCUGUAGGCCUAAAUUUUUGCGCUAAAAAAUUUUAAGCUAUAUCUGCAAGCUAAUAUUUUUUACAUUUCCAAUUUUCUCAGCAGCAAUCUUGCCACUCAAAAAAAUUCUUUUUGGUGAUAUAAUAAUUUCCUGAUCCCAUUAAACUCCAUCCCCACUUUUCCACCACAAUGAGCCCUUCCUCAUCUACUCCGGAAAGCGAUUUUUAUUCAGCGAUUUUUAUUGUCGCUUGGGUGGCGAAUGAAAAAAAAAUCGACAAGUCUCUUUAUAACGUUGUGGGGAUGAAUGAAGCGGAUCUCCCAUUCAAUUGUUUAUGUUCGUUUAACGCGUUUAAUGUUGCAAUACGGAUUCGUUUCGGCGAAGGGGUUUUAUUGACGAAAUUUGUCGCUGGAUGCGUUAAGCCGCUCGUCCGCCCGACACUUUCCGUUGAUCGACUGCGCCUGCGGGUUAAUUUUAAUGGGCUUUGGUGGGGCAGUUAUAGGCUUAGCGGGAAGGUUGAGUGUUGGUUUUGGGUUCAAAUAGUCCUAUUUUGAAAGCAGCCAAAUAUGUUUUUUCUGGCCUUCUGUGACUCUAUGGCCAAUAUAAUUGAAGUUGAAGUUGCUUUAGAUGGUCUUUACUGUAUAUGGAUUAGUCUUUUAGUCAUUCAUGUAUGACAAUGCAUUGCUGGACGUAUUUUACCCUUUGUUUUCUUUAGCAGUUUUACAGCAUUGACUUUCAAUUAUGUCUAUGCCAUAUUUUAAUCCUAGAAAAGUUGACUCCUGCUUUCCCAGCAUACCCAAUAUAUUCAACAAUUUUUGCCUACCAGAGACUCUGGAAAAUGAGGAGGGACGGUCAGAGAAACCAGGGGUUUCUUUUUUUUUUGAUUCUCUGCGAAUAUGUCGUGGGAAAAUGCUGCCUUUGGUAAGAAAUUGACUACCUACAUUGCAAAAAAUUGCCAAAUUUCAAUUUGCAUAAAAAAGAAGAAAACAAAUUUUCGGCGAUUUUCGAUAAAAAAAUCCGAGGAAUUUCAGCAACGCGUGGGCUGAAAAUCUUGAAUAUUGCUUAGAAAAUUAUGAUAUAAAUUUGUUCUAAAUGUCAUCAAGAUUAAAAUAUUUUAAAUUCUGAAAAUAACUCCAGUUUCUAAUUGCAUUGAAAUAUUCUUUUUCUUUUCCUCCCCCUCUCUCCCAACCCAUUCCCAAGAAAUCUGUCUUUGAUUUUUUAUGCACGUCCAAGAACGCUUAUACGAAUGGCCAAUGGCCAUUUGAUUUUCGUGUCAUCCCGCGUCGACGGCCAUCCAUGAAAAUCAGAAAAAGAAGAGAGAGAAAAAAGGGUUCAAAACCGCCGACACCUCGCUUCUUUCUCUGUUUUUUAUUCGCCUCCGUUCGGGGAGAAACAUGGCCAAAUCGCUGGCCAAAUCGCUUGUCCGACCAAAAAUUCUUUUUUAAUCCAAAUUCUAUCUUUUUAUCGGGAAUUUUUUUGUUUAAAAUUCGGGAUUUUUAAACUUUUUCGCUGAACAUUGUAAUAAAAAAUUGCUAUUGUCCGAAGAUUUAUUUAGCAACGGGGGAGAUUGUUUGAUUUAGAGUGUAAAAACAGGUAGUUUUUGGAUGAUCUUUCCGAGAAAACACUGGUUUUCAGUGGGAAAGUUGUUAAAAUUUAUGGUCUUUUCAGCGACACCUUAUUUAUAGAGGGGAACCCUCGGUAGAUACAUAUACAUAUAAUGGGGGUAAUGGGGUUAUCAUUGGGUGUUCAAGCUUGAAAUUUAAUGGCCAUUAAAUGGUAUAUUUUUUGGUAUGGUAUGUUAUGAAAGAUACCAGAAGGGUAAUUUCGAUGUAUACAUAUAUUUUUUGCGCACACGGUGGAUAGAAAGUCAUGUGAGAAAGUUUCCGCAGAGAUGGCGGCCAAUUUGCAAGACCUCCCCAAAUCCUUUCGCUUAUCCGGUGAAAUAGCAAUCUUUACCUGCACGACUCUUCAAUUUACUCAUCCGAAACAACAAUGACAGGGUAUUACGCAACACUUUUCGCUUAAUUUCUUUUUCCGUUCGUUAAAACGAGCUUCAAUUAUCGCUUUCCAUUCCUUGAGGGAGGGGAUAUCCGAGUUGGUUCUUUCCGACUCUAAUCCAAUGAGUUUCUUUUUUUGAUCUUGACAGGGAGAGUCUAAAAAGUGCGACGUUCAGACUUUGAUCAGACUUGGCACAGGUUUAGAAUAAAUUUUCGUAUAAGGUAUGAAAGACUCCUAGCUUGCGCUUUGCAAAAAACGGAAUGAUUUUUAGGUCGAUAGUUAGUGAAAAUGCGAUUUUUUUGGCGAAUUGUGGCACGAUAAGUUUCAUAUCUAUUUUUCUUUUUAUACCGUGGUACUAUUUCAAAAAAAAUCAUUUUGCCUCCGGCCUAAGCUGGUAAUAAUAUGGUCAAAAAGAGUUCUUCUCUGUGACCGAUUUCAGCGUUUUACAGUCGGCCGCAGUGAUCGUUGAAUAUCUCGGCGGCCCUUGCAAAGCGCAAGCUUAAAUUUACUGGGAUUAAUAUGUGGCUUACACCCUAAACAUGUGCCAAAUUUAAAGAAAGUUUGAGCGAUGCAGUGGUGGUACUUCACUUGUAAAUUUUGAGGAUACAACGGAGUGGAAGAAGGAUUUUGUAAAGCAUAUUGUAGAGAUCUUGCAACAUGAUGGCCUCGAUUACUAGCUUACCAAGUUUUACCAAAACACGACUCGUAUAACCUUUCAAAUUUUUAUCAUUUCAAAUUUUUCCUCUAUACUUUUCAACACCACUCUCGUAUGUCCACAAUCCUUUCCCCACCCCUUCAACAGGUCAUUCCUCCGGCUCCAUUCGGCUGAAUAAUCCCAUAAUUUGUUUUCGCCCGCAUUUCGAAGCCACGCUUUUGGAUAAUUUAUUGGAUGCAGAUGUCCUAGAGCAAUCCCUUUCCCCCCUCUUUUCUCUCCAUGUUUGGUCAUUUUCACGGCUUUCAAAAUCUUGCCGAAGGCUCUUUAAAAUUUCGUGAAGACGAUCGCCUCGCUUUUCAAAACAUUCGGCCCUUAGGGCUUUGUUUAUAAGGCGUUUAAAACCGCUCUUCGGAGGAAUGAAGGGCUUUCAGGGCCAAAUAAACGCUGGAAUUUGCCGAAAAAUGCCUUAGGGGAUUAGAGAAAAAUUUACGGCUUAUUGUUUGGCAAGGUUCCAAGGAUUUGUGGCAAAAAGUUUUGUGUUUCGAAAGCAAAAAUAUUUCGGAUAAAACGGGAUUUUUUUAUUUUUUGCUUUUUUAUGUUUUAAAUAUUUUAAUUGUUCUUAUAAUUUCUUUUGUUUGAGCAAAAUACAAUAAUUGUUUUUUUGCAGAAUUACUUCCCCGAGCCAGUCCACGUCAUCUUCCUUUUGAAGCCGGAAGGCGUUCUUCAACGAGCUCUCGAGGUCGGCUACAGGAACUUCACCGAAAACGGACAAUACAACGUGAGUUUGGGGGUGAAAAUACGGGAAAAUACGGGAUAAGUGAACGAUAUGAAAUUUUUAAAUUUUUACGUUUUUUUUUGAAAAAAUAAAAAUAAUAUUUUAAAAUAGUUAUAUUUUUUUUAAUUUUGCAAAAUUUACCAACAAAUUUUAUAACAUCAAAAAAAAAAUGUGUUGACCUUUAAAAAGACUGAUAAUUAAUUGCCUGCUGAACCGAGUUUCGUUAAUGUUGCGUAACCUCUUCUUCUGAAGGCCGUGCCGUUUUUCCGACUAAUUUUUUCCAAUUUUCGCCGGAUUCGCGUGAAAAUUCGGAUUCAACGGGCGAAAAGGUUUUUUGACAGCUGCGUUAAUUAAGGCUUUUAGAUAAAAAAAUUUUAUAAAAAUUGUGUAAAAUACGAAAAAUAAUUUUUCAAAAUUUUUUUCAUCGUAUAACAUGUCGCUUAGAUGUAAAACACAUUGCGAGGAUCAUAGAUGUUUCAAAAUCUUUUUUUUUUGUUUUUUUGACGAAAUUUUUUUUUGAAAUUUUGCGUAUAAAAUGUCACCCAGACAACAAAAUCGCUGACAAAUCAUUCUCAAAAGACAUUAAAGUUUUGUACUCUAAUUGAGACCCCUCAGAUGCCUAAUUUUGUAUCCAUUUUUGUUUAUUUCCCCGGAAUUCCGAGACUUUUCCCCCCUUAUAAAUAAUUGUUUUUGUUUUAGACACGUCAAGAGACGGAUCAGCUCUUUUUUUGCUUGUCUUUCCAUAAUUGCUGUCCUCUAAAACGCCUUAUGUUCCGUGGAUCCGUUUUUCUUUCCUCUGGGGGGGGGAAAACGGAAAAAUUGAACGGUUUCUCGGAGGGAAUAAUUGGUGUGCUCUGUGACGCCAUAAUUUUCGGGUGUUAACGGAUCUGUCUAUAGUGGAAGUUCAAAAAAGAUAUUUGGAUUUGCCCUUAGGGGGCAAACGGAAAUUUUGCAGAGGGUGGAACGCUUAGAUACUGUAGUUAGAAUACUUUUUUUAAACAAAAUAAUAAAAAAAAGAUUUUUUUUGAAGGAAAACUUAAAACCAUUUUUUUUCUAUUUUCCCUUAGGCAAUCAGCCCCGCUGAUAUCUUACAAGGAAAGUACUUUUAUGGGGGCUCCUACUUUUUGACCGGACAUAUCUCAAAAAAUCAGAAAAAAUGUGCUGAUCAAGGAUAUAUAAAUCUUAGCUGCCCAUUUUAGGUUUUUAGGGGUGAAAAUUCCCAAAAACUGGCUUAAUUUCCCUACAAAAGGCGCAGCACGUCAAGAAAAAAUAAAACAAAAGCGCUCAAGCAAUGAAAAAUUCUUGGCAUUCUGUUUGAUCUCAAAGACAAUUUUUUGCUCCAAAGAUAGCCUGAUUACACGAUGAAGAUGGGGUAGAAUGGGGUUAUUGCAUACAUAAAUUUGAAGCUGGGCUCCUGCUUAACCUGAACAUAUAUAUUUCAUAUAAAAAAUCAGUCGUCUUCUAUCUGUUUGAAGCCUAAACUAACAACGCCUAAAAAAUGUUGCGAUUUCGAUGAUUUCUCUAAGAUUUUCCCUCGCCCCUAUUUGAAGUUUCGUGGAAACAUAGUCUGGAACAAGGCGGAUUUUUUGAGCCUAAAACGAAAAAAAUCAAAUGAGCCAGUUUCGAGAUAGAAAAUCUCUUCAUUUUGCGCAAUAUUUCGCCUUUCCUCUGACCUCGUCCAAAAAAACUGUCAUUGAGACGGAUUUUUUGGACACUUCCGUAAGCGGAAACAGAAUGCCAACUUUCGUGUUGAGAGAUAACCCUUUGAGCGCAAAAUCUUGACGUGCGCAGGCAUUCGAAACGAUAAAAAGCGCAGUCGGUCUCUUCCUUCGGAAGAGGGCGGUGUGGCCGAGUGGUAAGUGCCGUAGUCUGGGAAUCAAGAGGGGGAACGCCGCACGGGUUCGAUUUCCCUUUUGGGCCGAAUCAACUUUUUUUGGAGAUGAAGGUCGGAAAAAUAAAUUUUUGUGCCAAGAUUGAUUUAUUACGUUUUAGAAACCCAAUAAACAUCAUUUUAAGCCAAAAUAAAAAUUGCAAACCUGUGAAAAAUUAAGCGAAAAGGGGUUUAUAUAGGACUUUAAGUCAACUUCCGAUUGAGUUUUCACCCCUAAAAACCUAAAAUGGGCAGCUAAGAUUUAUAUAUCCUUGAUCAGCACAUUUUUUUUGAUUUUUUGAGAUAUGUCCCGUCAAAAAGUAGGAGCCCCCAUAAAAGUACUUUCCUUGUUAAAUUUUACUUAGGAUACCCUAAGAAAUUCUGAGAUUACUUAUUGAUUUCCGCAGUGAAAUUAUGACAUAUUUUUUUUGACAAUUAAAAAUUUUCUUUCAAAAUUUUGGCCCUCAAAACUAAAUCGAUUCUUCUCCAUCUCGCCUUAGGCGGUUGGCAACAAAAAUUUUGUUUUUAUUGUACUAUAGUAUCCUCAUUAUAAAAAUGCUAUCAACAAUUUUCAAAACGAUCAAGGUUUUUCAAAAUUCCACUUACAUUAUACAUUACAGAUCAUGUAAAUCAACUUUCCCAAUAAAAUCCAAGAAGAAUCUCUUUGAUGUGUUUGUUAUGGCUGAGUUGUUUACAUCCCGAGUUGUUUUUCAGGUUGUGCCUUGUCAGAGUACGACAGAAUUGCGGGACUUCCUCGGUCAGGACUGCCUCACCAUGGAUGUUGGCGGGAUCCUCAAAUACAACCACUUGGAGUGGGUUCAGCACCGAAUGGUGGGUGAAAGUUUUCGUGUUAAUAAAUGUUUUUUAAUGUACAGAAUUUUAAAAUACGAUCUGAAAAAGGGAAGAAAACUUUUUUUUUGCUUUUUGAGCAUAAAGUUUCCUUGAGGGCUCAAAAAUAAUUUUCUGAUUUUUUCAUCAUUAUUUUUUAAAAUUUUCUAACUUUUUUCGGCAUAAAAAUUUCAAAUUUAACUGUAAAUUUGUUUUCAGGACAUUGAGCGAAUGAAAAGUUCGGCGGCAGUAAUUGCGGAAAGCCUAAGUGAAUUUGGCCGUUGUUUACGCGAAACCGAGCUUCCGAACGAUGUCGAGUCCACGCAACGGAUCCUGGAAGCACAAACUGCCGAGAGGGACGCAAUCAAAGUGAGUUCUUUUUACUUUUUUUACUUUUUUUUGCUUUUCAAAUCAAUUUUAAGUAACAUUUUUUUUUAUUCUAAAAAUUAUACGAAAUAUUAAUAUUUUGAUAUUAUUUUGAAUCGUAGUAAAUGUCGUAUUUUACCAAAGAUUUUAUCGUUCUCUAAGGAAUUUCAACACAAAAUUUUGUUAUAUUUUAUUUCGUUUUUUUGAUUCUAAAGGAAUUUGACAUGAAUAAAACCCUAGAGAGAGAUACAUUAUACAAAAAGAAGCGGAGAAAGUUGUUUAUCAACUGACCGUCGGAGAAAAAGUAACGUCAAGUUUUUGUUACAAUGGUUUUUCGUUUCGAUGAGAAAGCUUUUUUGUAUACAUGAUAUAAUAUUUUAUUAUUUUUUGUAGGAAAUUACUUUUUUGAAUUUUUCGAAAAAAUAAAUUUUUCUAUGGAAAACGUAUUUUAAAAAUAAUUUUUUUGAAAAUUUUGCUAUUUUUACGACACUCUCUAGAAUAUCGUCGCCAAAUUCUGUUAAAAUUAAAAAUUGAAUUUUUGAAGAAUUCAGUUUUUUUCAAACAAAAAAUUUAUUUGAAAUUCCAGGAAGACUUCCGUAUUUCCAUCCGCAAGGGUCUCCAACUUCUCCGACAAGUCCGACAGCUCGAACAGAAGCCGGAGGCGGAACAGCUGAGCCCCACACGGCUGCACAACGUGACCGCCAUCGAGCGGAUGCUGAUUCAGCUCGAGGACACGGAGAAGUCAUUUGACGCGUUCUGGUCCAAACAUCAACAGAAGCUGGAGAACUGCCUGAAGUUGAGGCGCUUCGAGGAGGGCUUCCGGAAGGUGGGUUACUGUAGUUUUAGGAGAGGGUUUUUGGAAGGCUCUAACAGGGGAAGUACUCCAAGUGCGACGCUCAGAUUUCGAUGAAACUUGGCACAAAUUUAGAACAUUUUUUUCAAAAAUAUAUGCGAGACUCCUAGCUCGCGCUUUGCAGAAACAACCGAGCUUUUUAGGUCGAAAGUCGGCCAAAAUUUAGGACUUUUUGCCGAAUUUCGGCACAAAAAGUUUCAUGCCUGUUUCUACCGUAAAGGAUAAUGUUUCUACAAAAAAUCAAAAUUUUCCGCACGAAACUGCCAAAGUUAUGGCCAAAAAGCCCUUUUCUCUCUGACCGCUCUCCACGUUCAGCGUGCUCUUUCGGCGGCAAAAAUCGUUCGAUACCUCGGCGGCGCCCGCAAAGCGCGAGCUAAAACUUUCAGGAAUUUAUAUUUAGUUCAUACCCGACGGGUGUGCAAAAUUGAAAGAAAAUCUGAGCGUCGCAUUUGGAGUACUUCCCCUGUCAAAUUCUAUAUCUAAAUUUUCAAGUUAAAAUUUGAAGGUAAGAGCCUCAAAAUUUUGAUUUGCAUUGUAAAAAAAAUUAUCUUCCAUAAAAAUCAAAAUUUCAUUCUUGUCAAUGACGUCACUUUCGAUUCCCAAACGUCUGAAUCGAAUUUAUUUUUAUGGCCAUUUUUAUUUUCACUUUUCCAUAUGGAAAUUUCGAAAGGGCCGUGGAUUAAAAAUCUGUGCUCUUCGAAUGACUGUUGUUUGGGUGAUUCAAGGGAAUCAAAAUACCAAAAGAAAAUAAUUUUGAGUAAGCGGUCAAAGGCGGCUGGAAAGGUGCGGUUAUGGACCGAAAAAGGCGAGAUCUGUCUUGAUUUUUUUUGAGUAAAAACUUGGUUAGUUUAAUAUAACUCUAAUUUCUUUCCAAAUUCAACAAAAGUUGGCAAAAAUUGAGAAAAUUUUUAGUCUAAAUUUAUGCCAGAAUUCACUCAAAUCCGAUAGAUUUGCGCUCAAAAAUCAUUUUCAAAACAAAAAGAGUGCUUUCUCCCUCUAAUUCUUUUUUGUUUUCUCCAUUUUGCGUCGGAGACAACAAGACAAAAGUCGUCGGUAUUCCAAACAGAACCUUUCAAUUAUGUUACGAUCUCCUUUUCGGAACAAGAGACAAGAGGAGGGCUAAAUUGGCCAAAUUUCUUCCCUUUUUGACCGUGAAUUCCGGGGUUCUACGUUGUUUGCUGUUUUCAGGAAGUGUUUUUUUUCGUUUUUGUAAAGUAAAGUGCAGAAAAUGUGUUUGCAAAAGGAGAUCGGAAGUUGUGCCGUAUUUUAUGCGUAAAUAUUAUUGCUAGUAGAAUUUAAAAUCAUCAUUUUUCUAUCUAUAAAUUACCAACAAGGCGAACCAAAAUUUUUUUUCGAUUUUUUAUAAAAAUUUUUUUGUAAUUUAUAUGCCUUUUUUAAAUCAUCAGUCUGUCGGAAAAAUAAUGAGAAUAUUGUCGCUGCGCCGAUCGCGUCGCUGAAGUGAAAAGCAACUUCAUUUUCCCAGCAGCGAUGCAAAUUUUCGAUUCAAAAGAUUUGCUCAUUAUUUUCCCGACAGGCUGAUAUCCUAGCCUAUUUUGUCCAAAAUUUUAUCUACAGACAUAAUUUUUUUGGCACUUCCUCUGAAAAAACAUUUUUUUCAACUCUUCAAAUUUUUUUAUGAUUUGAGCUGCUUCUACAUAUAAGUAUCUCAAAUCUUCAUAAAUAUCCUAUUUGCCACCCUCUUUCCCCUCUUUACCGAUGAAAAACCCAUCAUACCGACACCUGUAAGCGCUUCCUUCAAAAGGAUUUAAAAAAGUUCAUUCGGAAGCUCUUAUCCCCUCCAGAAAUCCACUCCUCUCCUUUCUCCUGCGCCCUGAAUAACCUGAAAGAAGGGAAAUAAUCUGAGGAUCCGCAAAUGCCCUCAGGUAUCUUCACUUUUUUCGGAAUUAAUAACCGAAUUAGCGCCGUCUCUUCUCCAUUAUUUUGCGCUGUAAACGUGGGAAGAGUGGGGUUGAAAGGGGGUGAGAAAAUUAAGACGUUUUAAAGAGUAGCUUCAUAAAUUCGAUUUUAAUUUUUGUAGGGGCGAAUUGAAGAAAAAGGGAACAGUAUUAUUAUUGUAAUACCAUUGGGUUGAGAAGACAGAAAACAGUUGAAAGUAGGUGUUUUUUUGGGAAUAGGGCAAAGGCGGGCUAAUUGUUUGAUUAGAAGAUUUUAAAAUACGAAGAUUAGAUUUUGAUAAAGCUUUGUAAAAAUUAAGGUCCUAAGUUUCUAACAAGAUAAUGUGAGGGUUUUUAUCUCGUAAUUUAAAGAAGUUAUCGCGGGCUGAACUCAGACUUUGAUUAGAGGCUAUAGCUUCAUAAACCACUUGUCAAAUUUUGAGCCCCGGGGCCAAUGCGCUAUCUGAAGGUUUGCGGAAAAUCAUAGGGCGCAGCUCGGAGAAUUUGCACGGGCGCAGUUCGAAAACAAGCCUAAACUUAGCUCCGGCGAGCCGCGAAACGUUGUUUUCCGAGCUGCGCCCUACCAUUUUCAGCUAACUUUCAGCAAACUUUCAGAUAGCUCAUUGGCCCCCGGUUUUUUUGAUGCAAAAGAAAUUCCAUAAAGUGGUCCAAAAUUCAGUAACUUGCGUUACUUUAGCCCUUGAUUUUUAUAGUCCCAGGUUCGAAAGAAAACUCUUUAUUUUUGUGUCCGUCUCUCUUCAUCUUACAUGGUCUAUUUUCUGCAAAGAACGUUGAAUAUCUUGGCUAUGAUUGGAAAGAAAAAUUUAAAAUUUUUACCGACCAAUAACCGCUCUAUGUAUACUCCUUUCAUAGUCAUUUUAUAGCUUCAUUACGUAGAACACAGAUUCAUAAUAUGAAAAUUAUGAGAACGGUGUUCUAAGGCUCUGUAUAAUUCCCACUGCAAGCGCCUUGCUGCUAUCAGUUAUCCCCUCGAAAAUGAAACUUGAUUACUUUUUCGAACCGAGUUUAUUUUUUCGCUUUAUGUUUUUCGAUAAAGUCUAUUCCUCGGGGACAACAGCCCGGUUAUGCAUCGCUUCGCAUUCUCACUUUUUUUUGAAUUUAUAAUUCGGACUCACAGGUGUCGGAAAAGUAACGUUCCCAAACCCAAAUCGAAACGACGACUUUUCUUUUGCUCACUUUUUUACUAUUUUUUGCAAAUUUCAGGAAGUGUAGAAAACUUGGAUGAAAGUUUUUGAACAAAUCAAAAGAUUUUUUUAUUUAGCAGCUGAAAUUUUAAUUUUUGCUUUUCAAUUUGGAAAUCUUCUUAAGAAAACUUGGCUCGAAUUUAGAUUAGAAUCUUCUAACACAUAUUCGAGAUUUUUAUCGUUCGAUUUGAAGAAAACAUCAAGGAUUUUUUGAGGGGAAACUUUUUAAAUUUCGAGAAGAUGACUUGUUUUGGAAUUUUUAACGGGCAUUGAAACAGUUGCUUAGAUUUGAAUAUUUGAGAAUAAGAUUAGAGAAAUUUAACGACUGUUUAUGAUAGUUCAACUAUUUUUUUCUCAGGUUUUUGUCGAAUAUUUGAUAAAAUUUUGACACUUUUUAUCGAAAAUAUGGAAAAAAGUGAAAUUUUACUAAAAUUUUUAGAGAAUAACUGAAAAAUAAGUGAUUUUAUGGCUUAAUAAUACCUUGAAAUACUGCUAAAAUGAUUGGUUAAGAUUCCGUCUUCUCUUUAUCACCUAUUUUUCCAACCAUUUCUUCCUCCAUGAUCCACAAAAUACGUCAAAAAACUUUAACUUCAGGAUAGGCCUAGUCAAUCUCCCUAAAUAAAUUGUCAUCAUAAGUUUUAUUUCGGGAAAGGUCUACGUGUUCCCUUCAGGUGUAUUGGCCCUUCUGAUUAUUGUUUUUCGAGGGUUAUUCCGGACCAGGCCCGGCGCUUUAUUUGCACAAGUGAUCUGCCCUCCAGGCCUGUGUUUAUGAUGAUUUAAUAUCGAGAAAUAGGGGUGAGGCUGGUCGUUAAUAUUUUUGUUAAUAUUUUAUUUUUUAUUUUUUUUGGGGUUAUGUCAUUUUUGAGAAAUUAAAAGGGCAAAGAAAAGAAAUUAUUAUUGUGGGAUACCUUAAUAUUAAAAAUAAAAAAAAAAUAGUAGUUUUUGGCUUACUUAGUGUGAUUUUGCUACUUUAAGUCCGGAAUUUUAUGAAAAAAAGAUAAAAAAAUAAUUUUUUGGCACCAUAUUGGGUAUUUUUAAGAUUUAUUUUUUUCCAAAAUCCAACAUAUUUUUUGUAACAAAAUUUUUCCCAAGCCCAUUAAAAACUCGCAGAAACUCCCUCAAGGGCCCUUUAAGAUCAUGAAAAUCCCCAAUAAAUUGGCCCUUGAGGACUGGGGCAUGUUUUCUCAAGCCCAGCCGCGAAUAAAGACACAUUUUCGCACUGCCCAAUGGCCAUUCCAGCCGGAAAUACGCCCUCGAAGGCCCGACGUUUAAGUGGAUUUCAUUGUGUGCAUGAGAAAAAUGGGUCCCGAAUAUUUUCGCAUUUUCAAUAUUAACACCAUUUUCAUAGGCUAAAACGCUGGUUUUUGCUGUGGGUAUGGGAUUUUUCAAGGGAAAAAUUUUGUUUUUUUUGCGAUUUAACUGAUUUUCUGACAAUUUUUAUCUAAAAAAUCUAUGUCAAAAUUUAAAAAAAAAUGAAAAAUCCAAAAAAAACCGAAAUUAGAAAAAAUUAAAAUUUCCAUUUUUUCUAUGAUUUAUGGCCAUCCCACAUGCCAUCGAGUCGUAGUGGACGUUUUUGUCCCCACCCCGGUUUUGUCCCCAAGACGGUUUUGUCCCCAGGACGUUUUUGUCCCCACUUUUUUCGAGCCUUUUUGUCCCCAGACCGGUUUUGUCCCCAGGACGUUUUUGUCCCCAAGACGUUUUUGUCCCCAGUUUUUUUAUUUUUUUGUCCCCACACCGGUUUUGUCCCCAGGACGUUUUUGUCCCCAAGCUGGAUAGUACGAUUAAAAAUUAUGCAUUCAGAUGUUAAUGCUGUUGGUUUGGUGCACAGUACUGCUCAAACAACUUGUUCUUAGUGCUUGGUACUGUAUAGUACGAGGUGGUACUAUAUAGCACGAGGUAAAAAUUAAGCCAUAACACGUCAAUGCUAUGGGUUUGAAGCCCAGUACUUCUCAAAAAUGUGUUUUAGCACAUGGUACUAUAUAGCACGAAUUUGUUUUUGCACAAAAUGAACGUCUGAUCAGUACUGCAUACCAAAACUACGUCAUUCACGCGUUAUAGCUUAAUUUUUACCUCGUGCUCUAUAGUACCACCUUGUACUAUGCAGUACCAAGUGCUAAGUACAUGUUGUUUGAGCAGUACUGUGCACCAAACCAACAGCAUUAACAUCUGAAUGCAUAAUUUAUGAUUGUACUAUCCAGCUUGAGGACAAAAACGUCCUGGGGACAAAACCGGUGUGGGGACAAAAAAAUAAAAAAAGUGGGGACAAAAACGUCUUGGGGACAAAACCGUCCUGGGGACAAAACCGGUCUGGGGACAAAAAGGCUCGAAAAAAGUGGGGACAAAAACGUCUUGGGGACAAAACCGUCCUGGGGACAAAACCGGUCUGGGGACAAAAAGGCUCGAAAAAAGUGGGGACAAAAACGUCCUGGGGACAAAACCGUCUUGGGGACAAAACCGGGGUGGGGACAAAACCGGGCCCAAUCCAUCGAGUCCAUUAGUCAUAGCCAAAUUAUUCGCGACCACCUCAUUUAUUCCGUCUUUUUUCUUCGAUUUAUUUCUCGCAUAUGCUGGCGAUAUUUCGGCAUGAUCUCGCUUUUCCUUCCUUAUAUCCCUCUUUUUGUGGGUAUAACCCUUGACCUCAUAACCCAAACAUGUCUCGCAUUCCUUUAUGUCGAUCUAUCAUCCAUACGGAAGGGGUUUUUGUUUGUUUUGAGGGAGGUUUUGGCACUUUUCGGGAAGUUUUUGAAGAAAAAAAGUUGAAACAAAAUUUUUUUUUAUCAAUGUUGUAGCGGGCCGUUAAAAUUUUGAAAUUAAGGAUUAAAUUAGAAAAAGUGUCUUAAAUUAAUUUUUACCUUGUUUCUGGCUAAUUUUCAGUUUUUUUGACGGCUUGAAACAGAAUGCCAGAAAUAUCUAAAAAUGGCGGGAAAUUUGAAUUUUAAAAAAAUAAGUGUGGAAACCGAUGGUUUAUCAAUUUAUAUGAUAGUCUGCAAAAUUUCCAGCCAAAAUUUGUAGGGCAAAUUUCAGAAAGAUACGAUUUUUUGACAAAACUUUUCGUCUUCUUGCCGAACAUGGCAAAAUUAUGGCUUUGCGUUAAUUUUAAAGUUUGAAAACACACUCUAACUUGCCUUUCGGACCUCUCUAUCGACUUUUGGAGCCUUUCCAAAAAACGUUUCCCCAGACUCCGAAUCCAUUUGAUUUGUUUAUCAAAAAAAUGAGAUUCCCGUUCAUAUUUGACAACGUUUUUUUUUCUAACCCUCCCAUUUUCCAGCUGCAAUCCUCGUUCGCGAAACACAUGAUCUAUCUGGAGGAGCAUCGGGACGUUGGCGACGGCGUGGAGAAGGCGCGCAAGUUGGCCGAGGACCACGACGAAUACGCCGAGACGGCGAUGAGCGACGUCCAAGCGGCCCGCGAUCUUCACUCGCGCGGUGAAAUGUUGUCCGCCGAGGGGGCGGACGGGCAAUUGUCGGACAGUUUGGCGCCCAAAUGCGAGGAGUUGAGUCGGAUGGCGGACGCGCUGACGUCGGCGUUGGAUCGGCGGGCGCAAGUGCUGAGGCUGAGCGUGAAUAUGCAUCGACAAAUCAGCGAGGUAAGGUGACAUUCAAAGUUAUUUUUUUUGGGACGUUUUCGUUCGAAUUUGAUAUAAAAAUUUUGUGAAACUGCAAGUCAUCAACAUUUUGACUGCUUAAAAAUUCCAUUUCUUCAAAAUAAGCUCAAUUUCCCUUCAAUUCCUCUUCCAUAUUCCCCAUAUUCCCCAUAACCUUGCGUGCCAUGUGUCCGUAAUCCGGCUUGUAAUCCCAUUCUUCCUUUAUUUGCCUUUCCCUACGCUUCAAAAGAUGGGAUCUAGGUCCUUGAACCGGGCUCGUUCCUUUCGCUACACAAGAAAGAACGAGAGAGCAAGCUCAUUUGCGGCAAUUUAGGAUGUCCGCCUAAUUUCUCCCCUCUUCUUCUGGCCCUUUUAUCCGGGCCGAAGACAAAUUAGCAUACCGGAGAUUUAUGGCCACAAGGCACGAUGUUGCGGGUUUCUGGGGGGUUUCUAUAGGGAGAAUUGAAAAUAGGAGGAGCAGAAGGGAGGAUGAGGUUGGGGAAGAGGGGAUUUGUCAAAACUUGGGAUUUCGAGGGGGUAAUUUAGAGGCUGGGAUACGAAAGUAGGCCACAAAAAUAGUUACGGAGACCUCUGCGAAGACUCUAGAGUCCCAAUUUUGGCUGGCUUGGUUAUAAAUUUUUAUCAAAGUAGUUUAUAUGGGAAAUCUUUUAUUUUGCCUUUGGCGAGAUAUAAAAUGAAGUAAAUGUUUUUGAAAUACUUUUUGAGGAUGGUAAAGACGUUUUAUGUUAAAUUCGUCCCAGUCUUCUAAAAUUAGAGCCCAUGAUUUUUACAAGACGCUGAGAUAUUCAGCCAUCUUUGAAGACUUGAGGUUAGGACCGAUUCGGAGAAACAACAUGCCAAAAAUCAAUUUUAGGCUAUGACUGAUGACUUCUCCACUAAUUAUUUGGUUGUUUUCCGUAUCAGGAGUUAAUUUUUUGCAUGAAGUCCGCUUAGCUUCUCCCAGAAGCCGCUAAAAAUACGAGCUUUGAUAACCUUUUCGUCUCCAAGGGUCGUAAAAAAUAAAAAUCAAGAAAAGUUAAAAACAACCGUCGGAAAAGUCGACAGUCGUAAACUUGUCUGUUUACCCGUAUCAGUAGUGGUCAUUUUUAGUCAAAGCGUGAUCUUUAACGCAACUAGGAGUAAAAGAGGAAAGGAGGAGAAAAAUUAGGUGAUUUUUAAAUUUUAGUCGAAUUGAAAAAGUGGCAAAAAAUGAAAAUUUUAGAGGGUUUUCAUCACUCGGAUGGUCUGAAAAUUUUUUAAAAAAUCUUGUUGUUAACUUGCGAUUUAAAAAAAAAUUUUUUGGUGGUAUGGCCUUCAGUUUACUAGCUUUUUACUUUACAUAAAAUUUUAGAUUUAUUUGCCCCUAGGGUAACAUAAAUUCUUCUUUUAUUCCGCAACAAAUCCCCUUGUUUAUUUCUCUCAUCAUUUUCUCCUCCUCAUUUUUGAACCAGAGGAAACGGUUCUCAUUCUUGUAAAUCGUUUCCAGAAAUACAACCCAUAUGGCCGCAGCGGCCAUUUCGGUAUAAAAUCGGGGGGAAAAGAGAGAUUUUCCGGCAUUCUCCGAUUAAUUCUUGUGGGUCCUUUUGUUUACUCAAAUCGGGGAGAUUGUGGUCUUAAACCGGCAUUCGGAAUUGACCAAGCUUGGCCAGAGGGGGGUGAAAAUGAUAUUUUCCGGCUCAAUAAAGGUUUUUAUGGGGAUUGCGGGAGGUUUCUAUAUUAUACAUGCCAAAUAAAGAGUUAAUUUUUUAUUCAAAAAAUUGAAUUUUUGUCUGUUUUUCUUGGUUUUUUUGGGGUAACUGGAUAAUAGAUAGUAGUUAUAAAAACUACAAAUCAUUUUAAAGGAUUUUUAGUCCUCUUUUAUUAUCAAAAACCCCUAAAUUUUGCCCUUUUCUUACUUUUUCGGUUGUAAAAAUGUCAAAAAUUACACACCUCUCUUCUCUCUUUUCCUUUGGCGAUUUUUCGAACAUCUUGUUUAGACUAAAAAUGACCACUACUGAUAACAGUAAACAGACAUGUUUACGACCGUCCAUUCCCGUUUUAUCUUUUUGCUUUCUCGUUUUACGACCGUUGGAGACGAAAAGGUUAUCAAAAAUCGUAUUUUUAGAGGCUACUCGAUAGUAAUUUUGCUCUUAUUUUGAUUCUCAUUUCCUUGAGGUCCUUUGGAGUCGAAAUUUUUUGAUUUUUCUCAAGAAAAAUUUAAACCCCGAUCUAUUAAAGUCCCGCCAAAUGGGUUUGAAACGUCAAAAAUAAGCGUGAUCUUGAUUUAUUAGCCCCGAAAUUCGUGGGAUUUCUUGAUUUUUUGAAGCGAAACAAAAGAAAUUGAUCAAAAGCAAAAGGGUUUGGCACUUUCUGAACCAGUCUGUUUUUAUUCUUAGGGACUUUUUGCAAUUAAAUUUUUUUUAUUUUCUGAAAAAAAUAAAAAUUUUAAAAUUUCAUUUUUUUGACUUUUCAGGCGACAACUUGGUGUCGGAAAGGCGUCGAGAUCCUCAGCAAUAUCCCAUUGGAAUUGAACAAUUCUGCAGCGACCUCUUCGGCAAAGGGUUUGGACGAGUUUCUGGCAGAAGGAGCCAAUUUACAGGUAAAGAAAUGGUUGUAAAAUACGUGCUCGAUUUUCUCAUCUUUUUCCAAAAAAUGAUUUUUUGCGGGAAAAAUUACUUCUCGCUUCAAAUAAAAUAUUAAUUUUUGAGCAUAAACUAAAAAAAAUGAAAUUUCUCAAAAAAAAAAAAAAAAAGAAAAAAAAUGAAAAUUUUCCCUAAAAAUCUCAUUUUUUGCCAGAAUUUUAUCAAAAUUUUACUUUUUCAAAAUUUUCAUAAACUCAAGGAAAAUAAAAAAAUCUUAAUUAAAUUAAUCUUCAGCUUGACGCCUUCAACCAGAUGCCUCCCAACAUGACCAACCUCAUUUUGCUGACCACCACCGAGACCUCCAGUCUUUUGGCGCAUGUGGCCGAGCGAAUUGAGGACAUCAAAAAGCUCGGCUUCGCCCGAAAAGAGGCCUUGCAAAGGAUUGUCGAAAGAGACAGUAAUAAUAAGAAACCAGUUCAGGUGGUCAGUCCGGAGAAGGCCAGCAAAGUCAGACAUCCACAGCAGCCGAAUAGCCCGAAUAAGGUUGGUUUGAAAGUUUUUUGA
Messenger RNA from Bursaphelenchus xylophilus (pine wood nematode), 35942 nucleotides. NCBI's taxonomy places the organism in Eukaryota, Metazoa, Nematoda, Chromadorea, Rhabditida, Aphelenchoididae. The record is from the annotation of a GenBank genome assembly.